This is a messenger RNA of Mizuhopecten yessoensis (Yesso scallop), 831 nucleotides long. Its product is annotated as ribosomally synthesized cyclic peptide ustiloxin B precursosr-like. The record is from RefSeq and is a predicted model, not a curated record. Bases 1 to 831 code for a protein of 276 amino acids. The transcript has a single exon. NCBI's taxonomy places the organism in Eukaryota, Metazoa, Mollusca, Bivalvia, Pectinida, Pectinidae.
AUGGGUACUGUCUCGGACACUUAUAAAGUAGGGGACUACCUGAUGGGUUCUGUCUCGGACACUAAUAAAGUAGAGGACGACCUUAUGGGAACUGUCUCGAACACUAAUAAAGCAGAGGACUACCUUAUGGGAACUGUCUCGAACACUAAUAAAGAAGAGGACUACCUUAUGGGAACUGUCUCGAACACUAAUAAAGAAGAGGACUACCUUAUGGGUACUGUCUCGGGCACUAAUAAAGUAGGGGACUACCUUAUGGGUACUGUCUCGGACACUUAUAAAGUAGAGGACUACCUGAUGGGUUCUGUCUCGGACACUAAUAAAGUAGAGAACUACCUUAUGGGUUCUGUCUCGGACACUAAUAAAGUAGAGGACUACCUUAUGGGAACUGUCUCGAACACUAAUAAAGCAGAGGACUACCUUAUGGGUACUGUCUCGGACACUUAUAAAGUAGGGGACUACCUGAUGGGUUCUGUCUCGGACACUAAUAAAUUAGAGGACUACCUUAUGGGUACUGUCUCAGGCUCUAAUAAAGUAGAGGACUACCUUAUGGGUACUGUCUCGGGCACUAAUAAAGUAGGGGACUACCUUAUGGGUACUGUCUCGGACACUAAUAAAGUAGAAGACUACCUUAUGGGAACUGUCUCGGACACGAAUAAAGUAGAGGACUACCUUAUGGGAACUGUCUCGGACACUAAUAAAGUAGAGGACUACCUUAUGGGUACUGUGUCGGACACUAAUAAUUUAAAGGACUACCUUAUGGGUACUGUCUCAGGCUCUAAUAAAGUAGAGGACUACCUUAUGGGUACUGUCUCGGGCACUAAUACAAAGUAA